Astrephomene gubernaculifera is the source of this 1533-nucleotide messenger RNA. NCBI's taxonomy places the organism in Eukaryota, Viridiplantae, Chlorophyta, Chlorophyceae, Chlamydomonadales, Astrephomenaceae. The record is from the annotation of a GenBank genome assembly.
CAAAGCUGUAGGGUUAGCAGUACUGUGUUGUUUGUGGACGCCCUAGGAGCGUGCCCAUAGGCCCUACACGCUUGGCAAGAUGCUGAAGCGCGCGGCCAAGCUUCUGCCCUUCGCACGGGGCCAGCUCUGCGAGGGUGCUGAGCUUCAGCUUGCUGCUGUCCGUAGCCUUAACUUCUACACCGCGCCAAAUGGCCCAUCUGUGAAGCAAGUGAACAUUGAGGACGAGUGGUACAACCGGCAACGAAACCUCUUUCCUCUGCUGGAGAAGCAGCCCUACUACCCUGUGGAUGUCUUUGUCGCGCCAAAUGCGGUGGUCUGCGGCGAUGUGGACAUCUACGGAGGGGCGUCAGUUUUCUUCGGCGCGGUGCUCCGUGGAGACCUGAACAAAAUUCGCUUGGGCAACCGGUCGGCGGUGUUGGACCGUGCCGUUAUCCAUGCUGCAAGGGCCGUGCCGACGGGUCUGAACGCUGCUACGUUGAUUGGCGAGAAGGUGACCGUGGAGCCCUACGCCGUUCUGCGCUCAUGCCGCGUUGAGCCUAAGUGCAUUGUGGGCGCACGCUCGGUCCUCUGCGAGGGCUCCGUGAUGGAGGCUGAGUCCAUCCUGGCGCCCAACUCGGUUGUGCCGCCCGCCCGGCGCAUUCCCUCGGGCGAGCUGUGGGGCGGUAACCCGGCUAAGUUCAUCCGCAAGCUCACAGCGCACGAGCGUGACCGCGUGCUGGACGACGUGGCGAACCACUACUACAACCUGGCGGCCAUGUUCCGCCGCGAGCAGUACGACCACGGCACUGCCUGGCGUGACGUGGAGGCCUGGCGCCAGAAGCUGGUGGACCAGGGCGAGUACCAGUGGAUCAACUUCCGGGAGCAGAAGUACCUGAUGCGCCUGCAGCACGAGGCGGAGGCCAUGGAGAAGCUGGCGAACUAAGCAGCCAGCCGUGGCGGGGAGUAUUUGUGGGGCAGGAGCCAGCAGCAGCGUGGUAGCAUGCAUGUAGCGCGCGCACGCGAGUGGGAGGUGCUACGGUGAGGUGCAGUGGGUUUGCGUAAGCAAGCAAGCGUGCGUCCAGACAAGGUUAGGACAUGGGUGCUGGCGGCCCGGAAGUGUGCGGGUGGCUUCUUGGCAGGCCUCCGCGCGUCGAGGGGUAACGCUGCAUAUGGGUCACAGUAGCGGCGGAUGUUGGAUUUGGCAAAAUGGUGUAGGCGCGGUGGCAGCUGGGAGGGCUACUCCGCUGGCGAGUAGUCUUGCUUUGCCAUGCAAUGCCACGCCCAAGUUUGCUAUGGCCACGUGAAGGGAGGGGUUAGCCAAGGAGCUUGAGGACUCCGCUGGGCAGCAGUAGGUGCGUGGGGGCGGAAGAGGAACGCGCAUAACGGCUUACAGUGUUUGUAUGUAAAGCGGAUACGCUCCGUUGUCCUGUCACGUAGCUACAUUCCAAGUCAUUACCGAGAUGGCUUGGAUUGCCCUGAGCGUCGGAGUCAUAUAAAUACAUGAAGGGUUGUGCUGUACGCUAUUCACACAGGUUUUUGUAAACAAUUAUGUCU